Dreissena polymorpha is the source of this 1047-nucleotide messenger RNA. Its product is annotated as cubilin-like. The record is from RefSeq and is a predicted model, not a curated record. Gene Ontology annotation, cellular component: plasma membrane; protein-containing complex. The transcript has 9 exons. Gene Ontology annotation, molecular function: calcium ion binding. Gene Ontology annotation, biological process: heterophilic cell-cell adhesion; establishment or maintenance of epithelial cell apical/basal polarity. Lineage: Eukaryota; Metazoa; Mollusca; Bivalvia; Myida; Dreissenidae. The coding region runs from base 1 to 1047 and encodes 348 amino acids.
AUGUUUAACAUCUCCCACAGGGAAACCAGACGCGCAUCCGAAAACCGACGCCGACUUGUUAUUAUUGCGGUCGCCGUCACAGUGACAUUUGUACUGAUCGUCGGGGCCAUCGUCGGCGCCGUCAUCGCGUCUGCUGUUGCUGAAGAUGGAAACGAUCAGCCCAUAGAAUAUGUGGAAAUCGAUGUUACAAAGGACAUCAAAACCGAAGUGACGUUGGUCGGGAAAGAGUUUGAUGUAGAUUACCUCAACAUGUCAUCUGACAAGUCCUUGAAAGCCGCUGCCGACCUUGAGAAAAUGUAUGAUGACAAGUUCACUGACAGUGAAUAUAAGGACAUGUAUGUUGGAACCACCGUCCUUGGAUUUCGGAACGGAAGUCUGAUUGCCGAUGUCAAAUCGGAAUUCAAAAAGAAGGUAAAGAUCGAAAAGAAAAGACCGGCGGAUACAACGUCUGAAACCACGACACAAGCCAAAGUCGAACUGAGCGCAGAAGACAUGGGACUGAAAAUAGAAGUUGUUAUAAGUAUCAUCGAGAAGAUACCAGACAUAAAGCCUAAUGCUUUUUCAGAUUUUAUUUUAGAGGAAGACGAAUGUGACUCCAGCCCGUGUCAAAAUUCCGGAACAUGUGAAGACCGCAUCAACCGAUAUGUGUGCCUUUGUCCACCUGGCUAUUCUGGGAUCAACUGUGAAACAGACAUUGACGAGUGUGACAAUUUCCCGUGCAAGCUCGAAGGUAUCUGUAAGGACUCGGUGAACAACUACACGUGUACGUGUCAGCGCGGUACAACCGGCAGGAACUGCGAAAUAAAUAUUGACGACUGCGCCUCCCGCCCCUGUAUGCAUGGCAACUGUACGGAUAAAGUAGCAGGGUUUACAUGCUCUUGCUACCCUGGAUAUUCCGGCUCAACUUGCCAAACUGACAUUGACGACUGUGUCGGUGUUGUGUGCCAAAAUGGAGGCACAUGUAGGGAUAUGAUCAAUGGCUUCAUCUGCAGCUGUGCACAUGGCUUUGUGGGUCUUAUGUGUGAAACUAGUAAGUACACACGGUGA